Molecule: messenger RNA, 1586 nt
Organism: Manihot esculenta (cassava)
Lineage: Eukaryota; Viridiplantae; Streptophyta; Magnoliopsida; Malpighiales; Euphorbiaceae
Product: UBP1-associated protein 2A
Exons: 6
Coding region: 149-1159 (336 amino acids)
Molecular function (GO): RNA binding
Source: RefSeq, a predicted model, not a curated record
GCGUGAGCCCGUGACAUGAAAAAAAGGGUUGGAAACCAAAAUCGCUUCUGUUUGAAGGCUGAAGCCUGUAUGCACUGUAUACCUGUCUCCUCGGAGUGUCUCGUAUAUAGCACAUAGAUAGAACAGAGAAAGCUAAGCAAAGCAUAAAAUGGAAGAUAUGAAGAAGAGAAAGAUGGAGGAAGCUAGCAACGGCGCUGAAAUCUCACCAACCCAAGAGCAACUCCGUUCUCUCCUUGACCCUCUCAACAAAUCCCAGCUCGUCGAUCUGCUCUCUAGACUAGGGUCCCAAUAUCCUUCAAUUGCAGAGGAAAUUAAAAAUGUAGCCAGUGCAGAUCCAGUACAUCGAAAGCUUUUUGUUCGUGGCUUGGCCUGGAAUACCACUUCAGAAACCUUGUGUGCUGCUUUUCGAGUACAUGGUGAAAUAGAAGAAGGGGCUGUCAUUUACGACAAAGCAACAGGAAAAUCUCGUGGCUAUGGCUUCAUUACUUACAAACAUAUAGAAUCAACACAAAGUGCACUAGCAGCACCUAGCAAAUUGAUUGAUGGUAGGAUGGCUGUCUGUAAUUUAGCAUGUGAGGGAUUAAGCGGCGCAACUGCUACAUCUGAUUCAGCCCAAAGAAAACUCUAUAUUGGAGGUUUGUCGCCAGAGAUCACAAGUGAGAUGCUUCUCAACUUUUUUGGAAGGCAUGGUGAGAUUGAAGAAGGUUCAGUUGCCUAUGACAAAGAUACCAAUGAAUCACGUGGGUUUGGUUUUGUUACAUACAAGACAGUGGAGGCUGCAAAGAAGGCAAUAGAAGAUCCACAAAAGACACUUGGGGGGAGAACUAUGAUUGUUAAGCUUGCUGAUAUGCACAAGGGCAAAACAGCACAGACGCAAUUGCCUGCGCCGGUGGUUCCAAUGCCCUUGCCAAUGGCAGCUGGAUACACACAGCCCGGGAAGGAACAUCCUGGUCCUGCCCCUGUUGGCUAUUCUUAUCCUCAAACUAUGGCACCAUACCCUGCUUCUUCCUACCCAAGCCUUUCCACAGCUCCUCCUCCAUAUCCUCCACAAUCACAUAUUUCAUAUCCACCGGUUGCCGUGCAUAAAGAGCCAGUCAGACUUUCACCAUCAGCACCCAUGGCAAUGGGUGGAUACCCUUACUACCUUCCUAAACAAUAAUUUGCUCUCAAUGAAAUCUUACUGAUGUUAAAGUUUAUGCCCCCUUUACCCACCUCACAGGCAAUUAUUGCUUUCGGUCCAUCAUGGAUCCAAGACACAAACAUAUGGGUACUGAUUCUUUUUAUUUUCUGCUAGUUCUGGCUAGUUGCGGUAAUUUUGUCGAGUAGACUUUUCUGUAGUUCUCGCUAAUUGUGGUAAUUUUGUUGAGUAGACUUUUCUGCAGUUCUAGUAGAGCAGGUGUUGGGAUGCUAAGAAUUGCAGAGAACCUUAAGUUUUUGUUGUCACUGUUACUCUCUCUCUCUCUCUCUAUCCCUCCAUAGACGCAUCACAUGUAUUAUAGCUCGACUGUUGUAAUUUAAGGUAGGAAUAAUUGAAUUGUUGAGUGGGAUGCCAUUCUCAUAUAAGUUGAUUCAGUUUCUUUUUUCCA